GAUUGUUUUUCAUUUUCACAAGAAUGAUUCAACACAUGUCAGAGCAAAAGUAGCACCCCCAAGGCUAAAUGGAGGCAGAAUGGGUGUAUUUGCCACACGAUCACCCCAUCGACCCUGUCCAGUAGGACUGUCACUGGUUCAGAUUGAUAAAGUGGAAGGGAAUAUGAUAUUUUUCUCUGGUGUGGAUAUGGUGGAUGGAACUCCUGUUCUUGAUAUUAAGCCAUAUAUACCACAGUAUGAUGAUCCUCUUGACUGCCAACAUCCGUUGUUAAGUGACAAUAUGGAGACCCGCCUCAUAACUGAUGGCCGUGAAUCAGAUGAUGAAGAUUUAUCACCUGGAAUACUUUCUCUUGACCUCACACCUCGUCGUGACUCCUUAGCACCUGUGGCCAGGUCACCUGUAAGAGAUGCUUUGAUGAUGGUCUCUCAUUCUCCCGUCAGAGACUCCUCACUCAUGGGUCUUAGAGAAGCUCCUGACGGUGAAGAGGGAACUUCUCCUAUCCUCGGAAGACCCUUAGUGUCUCCAGCACUGUCCCCAGGACCUUCCUCAGGCAAUAUGAGGCCUCAGGCUCUGGUAAGGGUCCCUGCAUGGAUUGCAGACCCUCCGGUCUCUAGACUGGAGGUGAAGUUCAAUGAAGGUGCUGUUGCGCAGCUUACCACUAUUCAGUCUGAACGUGGUGAGAGUGUUGAGGAGGCUCGGAUAGCAAUUCAGAGUGUUCUGCAAGAAGAUCCCCGUUCAGUGUAUUUAAGACAGCGCUGGAAUAACCAGUUCUACACAUUUCUUAUUGCAGGUCUUCAUGUCAGUUGUCGGUUUGCUGACAAUGGCUCUGUAGUAACAGUUUUUCGAAUUACAGCAGCCAACAAAAACUGUGAAUGUGGGCUUCCGGAGUGGCAGUGUACUAUUCACAAUGGAACUUCAUAGAUAAUACGGCUUUGUACUUUCUUUUCCUCUUUAUUUAAUUAACUUUUAGCGUGAGAUACCCCACUCCUGCACAUCUCCUCAAUUUUUGUUGUGGUUAGGAUGUUGAAUCAACUGAAUAUUCUUCAACAUUUGGAAAAGAUUUUUGUUCUGAUCUUCAAACCAUUAUUUUUGUGUCUGAAAGUUGCUGAGGGAGUAUCAGUCAUAUUUGCAGUGCUGUGAUAAUUGUGUUUACCUAAUUUGUAAUGACUUUAGAUAGCUACUGCACCCUUUCGUUGAGUUAAUACUGAAAUGUAUCUAUUGUGUCAAGCGUGUAUGCCAAACUAGCAUUUUUAAAUAUUUUAUUUUGUCUUGAGACUCAUGCUCAUAUUUAACCCAAAUGGCAAACGAGCUGCUACUUAUUGAAAGACUGUGAUAUGUCUGUCUAGAGGAUCUCUGUAGUACAAGGUGGUCUACGAACCCUUGAACAUUUUGUAGCUGUGCAUCCACGUGGGCGCGUCACUCGGGGUCUUGAGACGCCGUUGUAGGCCACCCCGCUCGCCCGCUUGCAUGCUGCACAAUAUAACUAGAAACUGUCCAGGGGUCCUGGCUACCCCAUAAUAUUAAUUCCCAGUUGGCAUUGUUCUUUUCUCUCUCUUAUUCUUUAGAAUUUUAGUGAACAGGGCUGCACCACAUGUCUUUAGCUUAAAAACAAUUGUCAAUCAUUUGUUCUUCCACUCAACUUUCAAUGUGUUUAAUAAGCAUCAUUAAUUCAAAUAUUUUCCACUGUGGACGUUAGCACAAUUUGUACACACCGUCACGUUGUGUUCUAAAUUUUAUUCGGCACUUUGGUGAGAGUGGUUUACAAUGCUGUAAGAUUGUGUUACUAUGAUAUGCAUGUUGUAGUGUCUUUGUUGAAUCGACAUACAAAAUAAAGCGAUCUCUGCAAACACUA
Messenger RNA from Frankliniella occidentalis (western flower thrips), 1853 nucleotides. Its product is annotated as tRNA (adenine(37)-N6)-methyltransferase. Lineage: Eukaryota; Metazoa; Arthropoda; Insecta; Thysanoptera; Thripidae. The record is from RefSeq and is a predicted model, not a curated record.